Messenger RNA from Polychytrium aggregatum, 1526 nucleotides. RefSeq names its product histidine phosphatase superfamily. The record is from RefSeq and is a predicted model, not a curated record. The coding region runs from base 40 to 1470 and encodes 476 amino acids. The transcript has 3 exons. Lineage: Eukaryota; Fungi; Chytridiomycota; Chytridiomycetes; Polychytriales. Gene Ontology annotation, biological process: dephosphorylation. Gene Ontology annotation, molecular function: phosphatase activity.
GGCUCAGUCUUCACUCGGCUUGCGCAUCGAUCGGCUGCCAUGAUCGACAGGACUGGCGCAGCUGUGUCCGCACUGGUCGGGCUUGUUUCGGUGCUCAUGCUCUGGCACAGCACCGGAAUGCUUGAUCUGUGGCCGUUCGCAUCUGCCCCCCAUCGCGGCGAGCACCUGAUCGUCGAUAUCACACCCGCCCCCGUCACGACACUGCACGAACACUACUGCAACUCCUCCUAUCCGUCGUAUGAGACGUAUCACCCCCUGAGUCCCUUGGCAAAGCUCCUUCAAGUCCAUGUGUUUCAUCGCCAUGGCGACCGGGCACCCUCUCGGAACAUCAACCCCGAGCCCAUCUGGAACGAAUGCGACGGGAUUGUCGAGACACUGCUGCUCCAGACCAGUGAUGAGGACCAAUCCGGCCGGAUCCCUCGCUUCACACGCCGAAUGCACAACCCGGGGCAAGGCGACACCCGAGACUACCGCAACGGCAUGUUCUGGGAGGGAAACUGCUAUGCGGGCCAGCUCACACGCAAGGGCGUCGAGCAGAUGAGGGCACUGGGCCGAGGUCUACAAAGCGUCUAUGUCGAUCCACCGAACGGGCACUCCCUCUGGAUCGACGGCGAGAAGCCUGAUAUCGGGGAUGUUGCAAUCCGAAGCACGGACGUAUGGAGAACAAUCCAGUCGGCACAAUUCCUGGCUUCGGCCAUGUUCCCCAGUGCAGAUCCGCUUCACCCCGUUGAAAUUGAGAUCAGGCCAGUCCAAGUCGACUCGCUGACCGUGUCCGAGCUCGGCUGUCCGCGACUACAGGAGAUCAUGAAAACGCUCAAGGGCAAGGGUACGCCCUAUGAUCACUACUACGCCGCUCCCGCAAAGCAGCUGGCCUCGCAAUUCGAUGCGAUCCUGUCGGCAUCGGGCAUCCCCCUCGAGCGAUACUUUGACAUGCUCAUGUGUCGCAGCUGCAACGACAAACCCCGGCCGUGUCAUCCAGCCAACACAUCGCUGUGCAUCACCGACUCGCACGUCCAGCAUGUCAUGGCCCUGGCCAGCAACUGGAUGCAAUACGAAUACACAAGCGGCGGGUCUCCAGCACGAAUCGAAGCAGCAAGGCUGCGUGUGGGCCCGCUGCUGAAGGAGCUGCUCGACAGAAUGCAAGCUGCCACCCACAGCACUUCCCGGCUCUCAGCCCCGAGGCUGUUCCUGUACAGCGGCCACGACACUACCAUCGGGGCGCUGCUGUAUCUGCUGCAAGCGGCAGACAAGCGCUGGCCAGGCUAUGCCGCCAAUGUGGCUGUCGAGCUGUGGCAGGAUGGCGAUGGUCGCUGGGUGCGGAUACUCUUCAAUGGCCGUCCAGUGAAAGCCUUGUCCUGUGACUACGAUCGAUGCGGCUGGCCAGCGUUCCUGGAGUACUGUAAGCCAUUUCUUCCGUCCGAUAUCGAUCGAGAAUGUGGUUCCAUGCCAGUCUCAGAAACCAGGUCCUGAGCACUGCUCGCAGAACCGAGUUCGUUGGCAAUCACAUGAAUAGACUUGGGUUGCAA